Myotis brandtii (Brandt's bat) is the source of this 852-nucleotide messenger RNA. RefSeq names its product bone marrow stromal antigen 2. The record is from RefSeq and is a predicted model, not a curated record. The transcript has 5 exons. Lineage: Eukaryota; Metazoa; Chordata; Mammalia; Chiroptera; Vespertilionidae. Gene Ontology annotation, molecular function: metalloendopeptidase inhibitor activity. Gene Ontology annotation, biological process: innate immune response; defense response to virus. The coding region runs from base 70 to 654 and encodes 194 amino acids. Gene Ontology annotation, cellular component: Golgi apparatus; cell surface.
AGUUCCAGCAAGUAGAAAGUUCCAGCUCCCUUUCCUGACUCCCUCCCAAGCUUCCCUGCGUCCCUCUGAAUGGCACCCACUUCUUGCUGCUAUUCCCAACUGCCCACAGAUGAGUUCCAAGAGAACCUGGGGGACCGAAAGCUGCCAGUGUGGGUGGGUAUCCUGCUGGGCCUCCUGGUGGUCGGUCUGUCUGUGGCAGUAGGCGUUUUGGCUGCCAAGUUCAAUAGCCCAGCUUGCAAGGAUGGCCUCCCGGCUGAGCAGGAGUGUCGAAACAUCACCCACCUCCUGGAGCAGGAGCUGACCCAGGCCCAGGAAGUCUUACGGGGAACUGAGGCCCAAGCUGCCACUUGCAACCAGACUGUGGAGACCCUGAAGAUUUCCCUGGAAAAGCAACAGGAGCUCUUCCUACAGAAGCUUCAAGAGGAGAUCAAGACAUUGAAUCAGUUGCUGCAAAAUAAAUCCUCAGAGUUUCAGAAGAAAUCCGCGGAGCUGGAGCAACUAAGAAAAGAGAAUGAGGCCUUGGUCUUCGGCAAGGGCCCCACCAACGCCAAGGGCCCCCCCAACGCCAAGGGCCCCACCAACUCCGGGGUCACCCUCCAUCUCUCUGUGGCCGCCGUGCUCCUGUCCCUGAGCCUCCUGACUCUGCUGGCCUGAGGUUGCAGGAAGCCUGCUGGUACAUUCUAACCUGGCUGAGAGCUGUUCGCCCAGGGACAUGGGGAUUAACCUCAGAAUGCAGUCCAGGCUCCUUUUCUGAGAGUUUCCUGUCAUCUUGGAAAGAUAACAACCUGGUCCCAGAGGAGCUCUCUCCCAUUCACCCAGAAAUCCAUCCUAAUAAACUGUCAUAAGAUUCAA